Messenger RNA from Salmo salar (Atlantic salmon), 852 nucleotides. RefSeq names its product calpain-2 catalytic subunit-like. Gene Ontology annotation, molecular function: calcium-dependent cysteine-type endopeptidase activity. Gene Ontology annotation, biological process: proteolysis. NCBI's taxonomy places the organism in Eukaryota, Metazoa, Chordata, Actinopteri, Salmoniformes, Salmonidae. The record is from RefSeq and is a predicted model, not a curated record. Gene Ontology annotation, cellular component: cytoplasm.
AUGACAACCACAUUCUGCUCUAACCCCCAGUUUGCCAUUAAGUUGGAGGAUGUGGAUGAUGACCCUCAUGAUGGCAAGGAUGGCUGCACCUUCUUGGUGGGCCUCAUGCAAAAAGACGGACGCAAAGAGAGGAGGUUCGGCCGGGACCUCAACACCAUUGGCUUUUCUAUAUACCAGGUUCCUGAUGAGUAUAAGGGCCGCAACAACAUCCACCUGGGCCCAGAUGUGCUGCUGAGAGAGAGGUCAGUGGCAAUGAGCAGCACCUUUAUCAACCUGCGGGAGAUCUGUGACUGCUUCAAGCUGCCCCCCGGGGAGUACAUCAUCAUCCCCUCCCUGCCAAGUCCAAUGGAAGAGGAUAUCAGUGUGGAAGUUGAAGGGCCUGAUAUUACAGAGGGGGAUGUGGAUCCCCACUUCAAACAUCUAUUCUCGCAGAUUGCUGGAAGCGAUUCCGAAGUUUCUGCCUUUGAACUUCAACAGAUUUUAAACAGAGUGGUCACUCAGAGAUCUCACGUCAAAACUGGAUUUAGCCUCGAGACCUGUCGUCACAUCAUCAGUCUGUUGGAUAGGGUUGGCACUGCAAAGUUGGGCCUGGUUGAGUUCCAUACUUUGUGGACUAAGAUCCAGAAGUAUUUGGAAAUCUUCAAAAGUGACGACUCUGACAACUCUGGCACGAUGAGCACCCACGAGAUGAGGGGGGCAUUGACUGAAGCAGGGUUUCAGCUUAACAGCGAGAUGCUCCAGCUAAUUGUGUCCCGCUAUGCUAACUCAGAGUACGCCAUUGACUUUGACUGCUUCAUGGGCUGCCUGAUAUGACUGGAAAUGCUAUUUAGGGAGUGGUUUUUGACUUCAUAA